This is a messenger RNA of Scatophagus argus, 1993 nucleotides long. Its product is annotated as importin subunit alpha-1-like. Gene Ontology annotation, molecular function: protein binding; nuclear import signal receptor activity. Gene Ontology annotation, cellular component: nucleus; cytoplasm. Lineage: Eukaryota; Metazoa; Chordata; Actinopteri; Scatophagidae. Gene Ontology annotation, biological process: NLS-bearing protein import into nucleus. The record is from RefSeq and is a predicted model, not a curated record. The coding region runs from base 257 to 1837 and encodes 526 amino acids. The transcript has 11 exons.
UGUACACUUCAAACUAAUGUAUCGUUACUUUACUUGUUUAUGUUAUUGUCUUUGCUUGUAAUUUUAGUGUGUAAUCUUUGUACCUAUGAAUUUGGGCGGUUUUUUGCGGCUUACCAAAGCAGGCUCCGUGUGCUUUGGGCCACAUGGUGUUAGAUAACCGGCUUGACUUCAAGACAUGCGCCAGUUAACUGAGAGCUAGCUUUACGGGAGCGCCUGUAACAUUUCAGUAGUCGGUUGUCUUGCUCAACGGUCAGGAAUGUCAGCUGCCAACAACAGCGGAGAUCGACUCAACCAGUUCAAAAACAAAGGGAAAGAUGUCAAUGAGCAAAGGCGGAGAAGAGCGGAAGUCAACGUGGAGCUUCGGAAAGCCAAGAAAGAUGAUCAGAUCUUGAAGAGGAGAAACGUCCAGAGCCCUCUGGACGAGCCAACCUCUCCUCUCCAAGAGAAAGAUCCCAAUGCACAGCCUCUUCAGCACUGGUCUGUAGAGGAGAUUGUGCGAGGUGUGAACAGCCAGAAUCUAGAUCACCAGCUUCAGGCCACGCAGGCAGCCAGGAGGCUGCUCUCCAGAGAAAAGCACCCACCUAUUGACAGCAUUAUAGGUCCUGGCCUCAUCCAAAAGUUUGUACGUUUUCUGGCAUUGUCUGAAUGCCCCCCUAUCCAGUUUGAGGCAGCUUGGGCCCUAACCAACAUCGCCUCAGGUACCUCAGAGCAGACCACUGCUGUAGUGGAAGGAGGGGCCAUCCCAGCCUUCAUCAACCUUAUGUCUUCUCCCCACCCACACAUCAGUGAGCAGGCCAUUUGGGCCCUGGGCAACAUUGCAGGUGAUGGACCCAACUACAGAGACCUAGUGAUUAAACAAGGGGGUCUUCAACCACUGUUAUCCUUGCUGGCAGCCCCUGACCUGUCUGUGAUUCCUUCUACCUACCUGCGCAAUGUCACCUGGACGCUGUCCAACCUGUGUCGGAACAAGAACCCGGCACCACCUUUGACAGCGGUACAGCAGCUACUUCCAGCUCUGGUGCGCCUCCUGCACAGCGACGACAGGGAGGUUCUGGCUGACACCUGUUGGGCCGUGUCCUACCUGACCGAUGCUUCCAAUGAGAGGAUAGAGGUGGUGGUGCAGGCUGGCCUGGUGCCACGCCUGGUACAGCUGCUAGCUUGUGGGGAGCUCUCCAUUGUGACUCCAACCCUGCGGUCAGUUGGCAACAUUGUGACUGGGACAGAUGAACAGACUCAGUGUGUCCUGAAUGCAGGUGCCCUGGCAAUGUUCCCCAGCCUGUUGCGCCACCACAAGCCCAAUAUCCAAAAAGAGGCAGCUUGGACAGUGUCCAAUAUCACCGCUGGCAAGGACACCCAGAUCCAGGAGGUUAUCAAUGCUGGCCUGAUACCCAUCCUAGUGGAGCUCCUACAACAGGGAGACUACAAGACCCAGAAGGAAGCAGUGUGGGCUGUCACCAACUAUACCAGUGGAGGAACAGUGGCGCAAGUGGCCUACCUGGUUCAGUGCAACGUGCUGGAGCCUCUGCUCAACCUACUGACAGUCAAAGACAGCAAAAUCAUCUUGGUCAUCCUGGAUGCAGUCACCAGUAUUUUAACGGUAGCACACACAACCGGUGACAUUGGGAAAGUGUGCCUAAUGAUUGAGGAGUUGGGUGGUUUGGACAAGAUUGAGGGACUGCAGACCCAUGACAAUGAAGCUGUCUACAAGUCAUCGCUCAACAUCAUAGACAGAUUCUUCUCUGACGGGAAUGAAGAUGAUGAGUCUGUGGUUCCUGAAGCCACUGCAGAGGGCUAUACCUUCCAGAUCCCUGAAGAUCAGAGCACUUUCCAGUUUUAACGUGUCUAGUUUGUUCUAAUGUAACCUAUUAAAAAGAAAAUUCUUUCCUUUUUUAAUAUUUUUGUAUUUUUUUAGACAUUUCAUCUGUGUCCAUGACAGUACAAGGAUAAAAUAUUCCUGUUUUUAAAUAAAUAUUUGUAAAUAAAUUCCAUUUGU